Messenger RNA from Oncorhynchus gorbuscha (pink salmon), 661 nucleotides. RefSeq names its product probable serine carboxypeptidase CPVL. The transcript has 4 exons. The record is from RefSeq and is a predicted model, not a curated record. Gene Ontology annotation, molecular function: serine-type carboxypeptidase activity. NCBI's taxonomy places the organism in Eukaryota, Metazoa, Chordata, Actinopteri, Salmoniformes, Salmonidae. Gene Ontology annotation, biological process: proteolysis. The coding region runs from base 158 to 646 and encodes 162 amino acids.
UCACAUGAUCACUCACCCAGUUGAUCAUGUGACCAAUCCAUUUUUGUAACAACCGCGGAGCAGCAGCAACGUGAAACUACAGAUGAUUUGAUUUAUCUCGCUUCUAUAACACGGAUUAGCUGGUUUCUCUGAACUCCAGAGGAGGCGAGCCCUAAUUAUGAGAAUGUUGAAGGAGACGCUGUGUGUCCUUCUCCUGUGGGCUUCUCUGGAGGCAACACAGUCAAGGGGCUGCUCGAGUUUCUUCUGCCGGAAAUCUCACCGUGUCAGCAUGCUCUCCAGAGGAGCCGACCCUGGCAAGCCGCUCUUUCUCACCCCCUACCUGGAAAAGGGCAACAUCGAAGAGGCACGGAAGCAGAGUCUGGUAGGUCCCCUGCCUGGUGCCAAUGUGAAGAGUUAUGCCGGCUACCUCACUGUCAACAAGAAAUACAACAGCAACCUCUACUUCUGGUUCUUCCCUGCUCAGGAGUGGCCUGAGACUGCUCCAGUCCUGCUGUGGCUGCAGGGGGGUCCUGGGGGCACAUCUAUGUUUGGGCUGUUUGUAGAACAUGGACCCUACGUUGUAUUGAAGAACCUAACAGGUACCAACAUAGCCAUAUGUCUCUGUACUGACCCCUGUCUAGUGUAUAAUAACAUGACUCUGUACUGACCCCUGUCUAGUGUA